Molecule: messenger RNA, 1883 nt
Organism: Medioppia subpectinata
Lineage: Eukaryota; Metazoa; Arthropoda; Arachnida; Sarcoptiformes; Oppiidae
Source: the annotation of a GenBank genome assembly
GAAACACACCCCUAUUACAAGUGGCGGAACCGAAACUCAUUGAACAAAUUCUUGUUAAAGAUUUUCAUAUAUUUUCGGACCGAAUGUCAAUUUCCAAAAGCAAAGAACACCCGAUUGUGGGGAAAAUAUUGGCUGAACUUCAGGGCGACGACUGGAAGAGAGUCCAAUCCAUAGCCAGUCCUGUAUUCACUUCCAGCAAAAUGAGAAAAAUGUGUCCAUUGGUCAGACAGUCUGUGGAGGGGUUUAUGAAUACAUUGAGUGAAUACCUGAAAAAUAAACAUGAGGUUAAUGUUAAGGAUAUGUACGGCUGUCUAACUAUGGAUGUGAUUGCAAACUGCGCUUUCGCUACAAAAACCAAUGCUUUCAAAGACCCAAACAAUCCAUUUGUAGUUCAUGAAAGAAAUGCGCUUAAAUUUUCGUUUUUGAAAUUUAUUUCUAUGCUUUUAUUGCCUCAGUUUGUGUUAAAUAUAUUGAAAUUUAGAACUUUAAUGAAUGAAAAGUCAGUCGAUUUUUUCUCUACAAUUUUACGACAAAUAUUGGGAAUUAGAGAGAAAUCAGAGACAAAAUACAAUGAUUUGAUUGAUCUCAUGAUGAGAGCAAAGGAAGGAAAGGAAAACAUUAAUGAUGAGAGCGAUAGACAUGAGUUUCAUCAUAUCUAUGAGGACGAAGAGGAAUUUGAAAUUACGCGCAAAAUACUGAACAUAAAGCCAUCGAAUAAAUUCAUAACAGAGGAUGAGAUGAUAGCGCAGGGAUUGGUUGUGUUUAUAGCCGGAUAUGAGACCGUAGCCACCACUCUGUCCGUCUGUUCCUAUGAAUUGGCACUCAAUCCAGACGUUCAGCAAAACCUAUACGAAGAAGUGAUGUCUUCGUUGGACACAAACGGAGAGAUUGAUUACGAAGUGUUGACAAAACUCCCGUUUUUGGAUGCAGUCAUCGCUGAGACUCUUAGACUUCAUUCACCUAUUGUUAAAGUAGGAAACAUUGCGGCACAAGACUACAAAUUGGGAAACACUGGGAUUAUUAUACAAAAGGGACAAACAGUGGAAAUACCGAUCUAUGCUAUUCAUCACUCGAAGCAAAACUAUCCAAACCCCGAAAUGUUUAUUCCCGACCGCUUUCUACCCGAAAAUCGUCACAAAAUAAUUCCCUACACUUAUCUGCCCUUCACUUCCGGUCCUCGAAAUUGCAUUGGAAUGAGGUUUGCAUUAAUGGAAGUGAAGUUAUGUUUGGCUCAUAUCAUACGGAGGUUUCAGUUUAGCCGAUGUCCACAAACAGACGUUCCCUUAAUAUUAAUUGGCAAUCUAUGGGAGCGUUUGUUGACACCACUGCCCGAUUUGGAAAUCAAAUGGCAACGAAAAUACGGCAAAAUUUAUGGAAAGACAUUAUCCCGAAGCAAACAACACCCGAUUGUCGGCAAAAUGUUAAGUGAACUUCAGGGCGACGACUGGAAGAGAGUCCGAUCCAUAACCACUCCUGUAUUCACUUCCGGCAAAAUGCGGAGAAUGUAUCCAAUGGUCAGACAGUCUGUGGAGGGGUUUAUUAAUGCAGUCAAUGAAUACGCGAAAGACAAACAAGAAGUCAAUGUUAAGGAGAUGUACGGCUGUCUGGCUAUGGAUGUGAUCGCAAACUGCGCUUUCGCUACAAAAAUCAACGCUUUUAAAGAUCCAAACAAUCCGUUUGUAACUAACGCGAAGGAUGGAAAAGACAACAGUAAUGAUGAGAGUAAUAGACAUGAGUCUCAUCACAUCAAUGAAGAUGAAGAAGAAUUAGAGAUAAAUAAGAAAAUAUUGAAUAUAAAGAAAACAAAUAAAUUCAUAACAGAAGAUGAGAUGAUAGCGCAGGGGUUUGUUGUAUUUGCCGCCGGAUAUGAAUCAACAGCCACU